AUAGGAAUAAAUUUUCUGGAUUGGUGUUUCCUUUAUUAAGUCUCACGGCCACAGUCAUUCCAUUCUUUGAUCUUAGCGAGGAAGGUUGGAAACCAGUCGUUAAUCAUGAAGAACUCGGUGCAGUUGUUGUUCACUCUCAUCAUCAUAUCUGUAGUGUGCUCUGUUUUCGCUACACACUGCUAUCGGUGCAUCUCAUCUGGAAAAAAAGGAAAUUGCUGGCAGAAGAGGCAGGACACUAGCAGAAACAGUACCUGUUCAUCUGACUGGUGCCUCAUCACAAUUCAGAAACCAGUGUCUGGUGGAAACACUGAUGCUGUUUUAACUGGAAGGGGUUGUGCAACCCGUGCUGAUAUCGAAGCAGCAAAAGCGGGUUGUUCUUCAGCGCCUAUGAAAGAUGGAAAGACAGAGGUGAAAUGCUUGUGUAAAGGUGAUUAUUGCAACAACGGUGAAAUCACAGUCUUCAGUGGUGGAAACGAUGCAAACAAAUUCGUCAAAACUUGAAAACCAAGCUUGGUCUUUACAAAUGUUUAAUAUAAUCGAGCAAUCUGGUUAUGAUAUUAUAUAUUUUACGAUAAAUACAGUCUUAUAAAAAGCAA
Molecule: messenger RNA, 596 nt
Organism: Cimex lectularius (bed bug)
Lineage: Eukaryota; Metazoa; Arthropoda; Insecta; Hemiptera; Cimicidae
Exons: 4
Coding region: 106-501 (131 amino acids)
Biological process (GO): positive regulation of voltage-gated potassium channel activity; regulation of synaptic transmission, cholinergic; sleep
Source: RefSeq, a predicted model, not a curated record